This is a messenger RNA of Ixodes scapularis (black-legged tick), 1450 nucleotides long. RefSeq lists its product as uncharacterized. NCBI's taxonomy places the organism in Eukaryota, Metazoa, Arthropoda, Arachnida, Ixodida, Ixodidae. The transcript has a single exon. The record is from RefSeq and is a predicted model, not a curated record. The coding region runs from base 42 to 1049 and encodes 335 amino acids.
AAUGUAUUUUACAUUUUGUUUACCUAUGGUACCAAGCGACCAUGCUCUCGCGCGAAAAGGCGCUCAAUAUAAAUUUACAAAUUUCCCCCAGUUCCGACGCUUCUUGCCGCCCGUUUCACAGGUUGAAUACAUCCGACAUGAUGAACGAGCAGUUCUUCGAGUUCUCGGUGGCCGCAGAAGAGGCAACGUACGACCGCGGCACUGAAGACGACCUGUGGCACGGAGUCCCCGUCACUCCCGUCUCGGGGGUGGACAGUUCCUCCGAACGCUUGUACCCGUACUCGUGCGACGAAGCCCACGAGGUGCAGCGCCCGUACGUCGACGCUCCGCCGGAGCACACCGAACAGCCCCCACUCCCCGGCAUCUUCUUCAAUUCGGGCAGCCAUCUGUGGCUCCUCAACUUGGCCGACCUUCGGGAACUGUCUCGGACAGCCACGGCGGGCGUUCGCCGGAGUGAUGCAUUGUCGGGGCUCCCGCCGGACACCCCGUUCUAUUGCGGUUUACCGGUGGACCGGAUCGCCGGCGUGGCCUCUCUGCACGCGAGGGCCUUCGAGGGCGACCCAAUGGGCUGGUCUGUAUACCUCGACGACGACACCAGUGUGGUCCGUUGCUACUUGCCUUCGGCGAUCGCGGACGAUUGCUGGUCGCAAUCCGAAGACCUUUUUGCUGUGAUGGAUGCUGUGCUUCCUGAGAGGACGGUCCUUCGAGGCACGACCGAAUGCGAGGAAGACGGUCUAGCGGAGCUGGGGCGCCGGCUUUUCUUCGCCGGCAAGCCUUUAUGGACAAGAGCGGGUUUCACGCUGGUGCUGGAGCCGUUGCGCGCCCUCGACAACCUCAACGAAGAGGCUCUGUUCAGGGGAGUGCAGGCGGAGGCCUAUCGGAACGUAUACCUGCCACUGAAGCGUCGCUGGUGCCGGCGGCGGGCGGUCUUCGUACUGCGCAAGAUGCUCGAGUACGCCGAUGCUGUCUCGGCGACGAUGAUCAGGGACCACGUCAAGGCGACUCUCGAGGCAGUCUUGUCGCAGGACGGGGAGCGAAGGCUCGAAUAGAGCGUUUUAUUUAUUUAUCUCAAAGGCUUCUUUUUGGGCUUUAGUUUGUUUUCGAUCAGUCAGAACAAAUGUACUUUCCGUCAAACUGGAGGAAUCUCUCGAAAUUCUGCCGGCGGUCGCCUCCCAUUGACUGUCUGAAAUCAUCUGACAGCUGCCGGUAAAAAAACUCACUUUCUUCACUUGGAACUUUCUUCACUUGGAACAAUCACAUUAAUUAAUAACACCGUCAAGUGUGUGUAAAGCAGGGUGGAGAAUAAAAAUAAGAUUAUUUAAAUCGAGCCAGUUUUACUAUGAUGAUUUAAAUGGAUACUACAACGAAAUUUCGACGCUUAUUUCUUGGUCAAUUCAUGUUCAAGGGAGCAUUAUCAAAUCAGACACACCAAUCUCUUCUUAAAAAAGAC